CAAGCUUUUGUCGUCUUCCUUUUGGUGAAUACACGUCCUGUCCCCUUUACAGGUCCUCUAUCAAUGUUUCUGCUUGUGUGCAGGAUCUUAUCUUAGCCGAAAUGAACUGUGGAGUAUCACCAAUCGAUUACCCUAUUGACUUAUUCAGCCAUUAAGUUCUAAUAGUCAUAUUUUUAGCAAUUGUGUAAUUGAUUAAAUGCCAGGUAACGAAUUUGAUUUGGCCAGUCCACAAGUGGGGAUCUUACAUCAUUAUGGGCCCAAUAAAACGGCAUUUGAAUUUACAUCGAAUCCUCAAAAUUUAGCACCCAAUGUAGUUAUAUUUAUUCAUGGAUUAAGUAAUGGUUUGUUAGAUGUACCAUAUAUACCCAAAUUAGCAGAAUCAAUUAGUAAAUCAAAUAGUGAUUGGGUACUCAUACAAUUACUAUUUAAAUCAUCUUAUCAAGGUUGGGGAACAUCUUCACUUAAGAAUGAUACAAAAGAUAUAUCCAAACUAAUCAAAUAUUUAAGAUCUGAAAAGGGUGGAAAUCGUAAAAAAGUAGUUUUAUUGGGUCAUUCUACGGGUUGUCAAGAUACAAUUGAAUAUCUUUCUAAAUUCUCUCAUGAACCAAAUUUUGAUGAGGAAACUGCCAUUCAAGCGGGAAUCUUACAAGCUCCUGUAUCUGAUGUUGAAGGACUUCAGGUUUCUUCAAAAUUAUCGAUCCCUGAAUUUAAUAAGUUGGUUCAAGAAGUAUAUGAUGAUUAUAUCUCUCAAAAUAAACAAAAUCAUGUUCUACCUGAAAAAUUUAGAAGAAUAGCUUUUGGUACUCCCAUUACUGCUUAUAGAUUUUAUUCAUUGAGUCAUCCUCGUGGUGAUGAUGAUUAUUUUUCAAGUUAUUUAACUUCUGAUGAUUAUGCUUUAUCGUUUGGAAAAAUUGAAAAGCCAUUAUUGGUCCUCUAUGGAUCCAAAGAUGAAUUUGUACCAGAUUAUGUUAAUCGUCAAAAAUUAAUUGAUUCAUGGAAAGAUGCUACUAAUCCUAAAUACUGGUCACCUUUAAGUAAAAUUUUACAAGGUGCUACGCAUGAUAUUGGUCCUGGUUCAGAUGAAACCGCAGUCGAUGAUUUCAUUGAAACUGUAUUAACUUUUAUUAAAUCUAUUUAA
Messenger RNA from Scheffersomyces amazonensis, 1138 nucleotides. RefSeq lists its product as uncharacterized. The record is from RefSeq and is a predicted model, not a curated record. Lineage: Eukaryota; Fungi; Ascomycota; Pichiomycetes; Serinales; Debaryomycetaceae. Bases 197 to 1138 code for a protein of 313 amino acids. The transcript has a single exon.